Symbiodinium sp. CCMP2592 is the source of this 8172-nucleotide messenger RNA. The record is from the annotation of a GenBank genome assembly. Lineage: Eukaryota; Dinophyceae; Suessiales; Symbiodiniaceae.
AUGUUGCGGGAAAGUUCGAUGGCUUUGGAGGCGGGAAGGCUUUCGCAGACUGCGGUGGAGCAGGCUGUGAGGGAAGGAGGUGGGCCGCCAGUUUCGGCGGGAAUGACUUUGGAUGCUCCGGCUACAGGAUGGGUCCAUGUGAACGGGGCGUGGCUACCCUACUACAUGCUGCAAGGUCAGAUGGUGAUUCCUCAGGGAGCUGGAGGUCGAAGUGGCAAUGCGGGUAGUGGCGAGGGUGGAGUGAAUGGUUCGCUUCCAAAUGUCGGGAUCGGACCUUCGAUGUCGGCUCCGCCACCGCCUCCGCCUCCGCCCAGGUCUCCGUCUACUCCGGCUCGAAGGCCUCGUCAAGGGGAUAAUUCCACUCCUGGAGGCACUCCGGUUCCGCCUCCGCCUCCAACACCGGCGACUGUGGCGAGCCCUCCUGCGGUGUUUGCGGGGAGUUCGGAAGUGGAGGAGCCGAGCAAACUGGUGACGCGACUUCCGAUGUUGGCGGCGACUAAGGGCCAGGACGCUGCAGUGGUGGCUGGGGACUGGCUGGCGCAGCUGGAACCAAGCAUGUCGAGCCUGAGCAGUUCGGCGGCCUCGUGGUGGCAGGCCUUGAUGGAGAGGGUUAGAGUGCUCUACACGAGAUGGUUGGAGUCGACCCCCAUCCUGAGGCUCCAGAUCCGUCAGGAAGUGCUGGCGCAGAGACCACCCAUCGACAAGUACCAGAGAGUGGAGCAGCGAGCAUCUAUGUUGCUGCUGGACAGUUUGCCGGAGGACUUGCGGGCGGAAGUUGUGAGUGUGAGGGCGGUGACGGUGGAGGCGAUGAUUUUCUUGGUCCACUGCUCCUUCCAACCCGGCGGCUCGGCCGAGAAGGCGUAUUUGCUCCAGUUCUUGACGGCGCCGGAGUCCGGCAACUCUGUGGACUCGGCCUUGUCCCUGGCCCGGAAGUGGGUGCGGCUUUUGAGGCGUGGCAAAGAGCUCCAGGUUGUGUUGCCAGACCCGAGUCUCCUUUGUCGUGGUUUGGACAAGCUUCAUGGGGGAGUUUUCGCGGGCAACAAACACCCUAGUGCGGCCUUUCGCAUAGCCAGCUUCAAAUUGGAACGUCAGUUGGACUACAAGGCGAUGGCUAAGGACGUUGAGGACUAUGCGCAGUUGAUCCUUGGGGAGCUGGAAGCCGCGCUGCUCGCGCAGCCACUGCCCUCCCAGCCGAAGCUCAACCGGAUGGAGGAGACUGGGAAUGCCGAUGCGGGCAAAGGCAAGGGGCAAAAGCCUUGUUGGGGGUGGUCGGAUGGAUCGGGCUGCAAGUAUGGCCAAAACUGUAUGUUUCGUCAUGAUUCACUUGGCCCUGGUCGUUGUUGGGUGUGCGGAAGCAGCAGUCAUCUUAAGCCUCAGUGCCCGGUUGCCGGUCAAGGGGGGAAUGGCUCUUCAUCGACGGCUGCGGGAACGACGAGUUCUUCAACGGCGCCUUCUACAUCUCCGGCACCUCCGGCUGGAAAAGGGGACCAAGUGCCAGAAAAGCCUGGAAGGAAGCCCCGGCGGAAAGGCGGUGGUGGAAAGGGCAACAAAGAUGCGAUCAGAAAGGCCGAGGAGGAUGGAGUCUCGACGGAGGGGGGAGCGACCAAUGCAGCUCCUCAGGCAUCGGCGACCUCGGCUGCUACGACGGCGGCCCCGUCGAGUGAUUCGGCAAGGGAGGAUUUCUUUGAGGAGGCGGCCAAGGCCCUGAAGUCUUUGAGGCUGGCCCGUGCUACGUUGGAUCGGGUGGCUAUGGUGGCGAAUGGGCCUCUCAGGGCACUUGUGGAUUCAGGUGCUACUACGUCAAUGAGAACGGCGAGGCAGCGCGAAACCCAGGGACUACCUACUCGAAAAGUGCUACUGGCUGAGGGUGAGGCGAACUUCUACCAACUUCCGGGCGGAACGCUGCUGACGGAAAGGAGGACCUCACCUAUCGUGGCGAUGAGCGACCUGAUGGAGAUCGGCUGCAGGGUGUCAUGGGACUCGGCCGAGGGCUGCUGCAUCACCCAUCCUGUUCGGGGAUCUCUGGGUGUCCAGGUUGUGAACGGCUGUCCAGAGGUGGAUGAGACUCUGGGAUUGGAGUUGAUUGAGGAGGCCGAGAUCAUCAAGAAUCGUCGUCGUGAGGCGGAGCUCAUGGUGAAUCGGCUGGUCUUGGAAUGCAGCCCGGAGCCAAAGCUGGACUGGGAUUUGGGAGCCAAGGCCGUGAAGGACUUGAAGAAUGGUGUUGGAAUUUCCUGGGCCUGGCUUCGUCGAGCGUUCCCUCAGGCUCCCGCGUGGCUGCUGUCGGCCAUUCCGGUGGUGGCCUCUAUGGAAGGCAGCAGGAUCCCUUGGAACCGCCGAGAGCGGAAGAAGUGGCGACAGGCCACUGCUGUGGCCGUGCAUCUGUUCUGCGGUAGAGACAGAGCGACCUGGAAAUCGUCAGCGGAGGCGGCUCACGUGGUGACUGUGGACCAGGCGGAGGAUGUCAUGGCGGAUGAUACCUACGCUGCCCUGCUGGAUUUGGCCCUUAGUGGAAAGGUGAAGAUGGUGUUUGGAGGACCGCCCCCGAGGACCUACUCGGCACUACGAUCCUCGUCUGCGGAAGGAGAGGGGGAACUGCGUCCUCUACGUGAUCGUGAUGGUGAUGGAAGGUGGGGUCGGGCAGACCUCAGUGAAUGGGAGGCAUGGCGAGUGAGACAAGACACCAUCAUGACCUUCAGGAUGAUCUUCUUGUGGAUGGUGGCCACUGCGGUGGCCCGUGGCAAUGGGUGUCAGGAUCCAGAUUUUCUGAUGGAGCAUCCGGAGGACCCCCAGGAGUUUCUGCCGAAGAAGGGUCUAGCGUCGUUGUGGGCUUUUCCUGAGGUUCAGUUCCUGAAGAAGGAGAUGAAGUGGUGGUGGUGGGCCUUUGAUCAAGGUCCUCUCGGGCAUCCUCGCAGGAAGCCUACCCGGGUGUUGUCCUCUCAGCCUUGUCCGAAGGCGCUGCAGGAUGUACGCGGGCCCUCAGUUGUUUCGGAGGAGGAACGAGAUGCGGAUGGUGAAGGCUUCCGAGCGGCUCGGUGGGCGGCGUGGAGUCCGGGCCUGAAGCGUGCUGUGCAGCGCGCUGUCGAGGAGAGUUUGGCGGGAGCGACCUUGGAGUCCAUCUGCAAGCUGGACGGCGCCUUUCUGGAGCACUUGCAGCGGGACCACACGCCGUUCAGGCGGCAUGCCCAUCGCCGCAUUGUUGCUCCGGACGCCUGGACCCUCAGUCUGGACUUGAUCGGGCCAACUCGCCAGGGCUCGGAUGAGUACGUCCACAAGAUCCGCUAUGGGCUUAUCGGCACCCUGGUUGUUCCGGAUACUUUGGGAAAGAUCCUUCAGCCUCCUGAUCCGGAUGGUGAUGAUGAGGGCAAGGGCGUGGGUCUAGUGGAGGAUCCGAUUUGUGAUGAAGACCACCCCGACCCUGCGGAAGCAGAGGCCUCCGGAGCGGAGGCGGAGCGCAGUGAUCGGGAGAUGGAGAGGUGGAAAGCCAGAGUUGAAAAGGACAAGCUUGAGAAUGUGACCUGUGUGGAAGUCCCCUUCUUUGUGCCUCUGGCCAGCAAAGGUGCUGCGGAGGUGCUAGCGGCCACCAAGGACGUGCUGGUGCAGGUGAAGAAGCUCGGGCUCUCUGUCCAGAGGAUUCACACGGACCGCGGCCGGGAGUUCAUCAACAAAGGCUUUCGAGCUCUAUGUCGGGAUCGCAAUUUGGUGCGGACUACGACGGUUGGAGAUGACUUCAAGGCCAAUGGUCGGGUGGAGGCUUUGGUUGGCAGGGCUAAGUGCGCGGUUCGGACCUACUUAGCCAGCUCCGGUUUAGGAGCAGAGAUGUGGGCUUUUGCGAUGCGGCACUACACCUCCCGGAUCCAGCAGCAGGUGGCCACUCAGCUUGGUGCUCGUCUACCCCGGUUACCACCGUUUGGAACGCGGGUCUUCGUCAAGAGGAGGUCCUGGAACCUUAAGAAGGAGGAGUUUUCGGAGAAGGUGGUGGCGGCGAGGGUUCUGUGUCCUUCGCUGGAUGUGGCGCGGGGUUUCCUGGUGAAGACCGAUGACGGCGCCUACGUGACUACCAUGGUGGCGGUCGAGAACGUGAAGGAGGUCUCGGGAGAGUUCGAGGUUGAUGCUCCGCCCUCUGCUACUGGAGAGCCCGGAGUUCGACGCAGGAUGCGAGAAAAGACCCCCGCGAUUGCAAAGCUACGCUGCAAUGAUCAAUGGGAGGAGCACCUCAUCCAGGACGAGGAGCUCGCGGAAACCUUCCUGGACACCAAGGACUUUUCGGCUGAUGCUAUGGACCAGCUACUGGACGGUCUUUGGCUAAGUGAAGAGACGGUACCCAACCGCCGAGGAGAAACCUUCAGCCGCAGCUCCCGGAUUACCUCCCAUGUGGCUGGCAUGUUUCGGCAUGGUGGAGUAGUUGGGGCGACCAAUCUGGUUCGGCAUCGGCCCGCGCUAGUGAAGUUCCUAGUGGAGUUUGUCAAGGCGCAGCUCCCUCCGGGAACUACCUUCACUUCCCUAGCAGUCAACUUCAACAUGCCAUCGCAAUGUCACAAGGACAGCAACAACAAGCCGGGGGAGAAAGCGUACUUGAUGGGCUUUGGCAACUAUGUGGGAGGUGGUUUGUGGUGCCAUGACGAGACUGCCGAGUCGGAUGUGCGCUGGAAAAAGGUGGACGCUUGCUGGCUACCGGGCAAGGUUCACCCAACCUACCAUCAGCUCGUCACCUUCGACCCCCGACGGCUUCAUCAACCUCAGUCUUGGGAAGGUAAUCGCUAUGUCAUCAGUGCGUAUACUGUGGGCUGUGACUGCAACUGCUCUUCAGCGGAUCGUGAUCUACUACAAGCUUUGGGUUUUCCACUACCACCGGCCAUGGUUCAGCCGCGGGCUGAAGGAGGAGGAGCUCGGUGUUGUUGUGGGGCGAUGAAAAGUUUGCGUCGUUCCAAGGGUGCCCUUCGGAAGUUUUGUGGUGCUUUUGACGGAGCUGGAAGAUGCAGUCCAGGUUCGGGGGAGGAUCAGUUUUUGGAACCCCAUCAAGUCGGUGGAGACAGUCAGGGUCUGGAGGAGGAUCAGAUAUUGGAACUCCCUCAAGUCGAUGGAGACAGUCAGGGUGCGGGGGAGGAUCAGAUGUUGGAACCUUCUCAAGUUGGCGGAGGCGGGCUAUGCGAGUCGGCCUGUCUGUGCAAAGGCUACGAGGUGGAUCCGUCGCUGUGUACCUGCCGGGUGUCUCAGGUGAAGUCGCGGUUGGAGCCCCAGGUGUUCUACAUUGGUGGAGAUGAUGAGGCGCUGGAGUCGGAAGAGGCUGUGCUUGGGAACCAGGAUGUGGGCGGCUUCGGUGACGGCGCAUGGUUGAAUGAGGCCUGGGGGGCCUAUGGUCCGCCCGAAGUUCCGAAGCUCAAGGCGAUCAAUGACCAGGACGAGGCCUCGUACAUGCUCCUUGGUUCUGAGGUUCCGUUGGAGGUGGGAUGGGAUCUUUUUGACACCUACCUUGACGAUCUCCGUCUUGCGCUGAUCCAGGAGGAGUACCUGGAUGGGGACGAGCUUCUACGAAAAGGCGGAGAAGGAGAAGACGGUGCUGGCUCACUGUCCAGGUGGGUUCAAGGUCGUGCCGAUUUGGAAGGCACCAUGGAGGAGUUUUCGUCUUUGGAAACGGAGCAGUCAGAGUGUGCAGUGAAGAAAGUCGAGGUGACGGAGGAAAAAGAGCUGGAAAUGCCUUUGCACACGAAGACCAUUCCCAAUGACGUGGUCCGGAAGGAGAUCGGCAAGUGGGUUCCAAGCAUGGUUUCGGAGUACGAAUCUCUGGUCCGGGAGAAUGACGCGGUGGAGCCUUUCGAUGAGAAGCUCCUGGACCAGUGGCGCCGGGAAGGACGUGAGUUUGAUUUGGUUCCCGGGAAAACCGUGCACACCGUGAAGGCUUUCACGGGCCGUUUGAAGACGAGGGCGGUGAUUUGCGGCAACUUCCUGGGGCAGAACUUCUCGAAGGACCAGAAGUAUGCUGCUGGUGCAGAUGGAGUUUUGACCCGCAUCCUCUUCCGGAUGAUCGCUCUCGUGAUGUGGAGUGUCUGUGUCAUGGAUGUACGAACGGCCUUUUUACUAGCUCCUCUCCUGUUUCAAGAAGAUCGACCCACCUUGGUCCAGGUGCCGAAGAUGUUUCUUCUUGGAAACGUGUGCCAAGAGCGGAUUUGGAGGGUCAAACGGGCCUUGUAUGGUUUGGUUACUUCUCCGAGGUCAUGGGAGGUGUACCGCAACCGCACGCUGGCGGAGAUGAAAGGCACCGUCCCGGAAGGACCGGUCAAAUUGAUCCAGUCGGAGAUCGAUGGAAGCCUGUGGUAUAUUCAGGUUGGAGCUCGUCGUGCCGGGGCCCUCAUCUGCUAUGUGGACGACCUCCUGAUCGCGGGCGAGAAGAUCGUUGCUCAGGAGGUUGCGAGGAUGAUUGGAAGCACUUGGAAGUGCACUGAGCCCCAAUGGGAUGAUGUCACCUUCAACGGCUUUGAGAUCCAGAGCACAGAGGAUGGUCUGGUAUUGAGGCAGGACUCCUAUACGAAGGACCUUUUGGACCGCUACAAGGACCUGCCCGGCUAUGAGGAGGUGCCAGCCCCGAUGCAGCUCUGCACUGAAGACUUCGAGCUUAAGGACGGCGAGGUCGCGGCGGACUUCGUUCAUACGGCACAGGUGAUGGCGGGGGAACUACAAUGGUUGGCGGGACGAUGCCGGCCGGAAAUCCUCUAUGCGGUGAAUCUGUUAUCGCAGACCAUAAGCCGACGACCAAAAGAGGCGGUGUACCGCGGAGGCCACCUGAUCAAGUACCUCAAGCGCUUCCCCAAGGCUGGGCUUCUGUACACCCGACGGCCUCAAGUGACGCCAGAUGGUCAGGUGUCGGCGGCCAAUGCGGUCAUUGAAGGCUACUGUGACGCCAGCUUUGCCCCGAGUGCGGAGAGAAGCCAGCAAGCUGUGAUGGUCUUUGUGGCUGGCGGGCUCAUUGCCUGGUCCAGCCAUCGCCAGGCCUUUGUGACUAUGUCGACGGCGGAGAGCGAGUUGGUGGCCAUUUGCGAGCUAGCUACUUGUGUGAAGUCAGUAGAGCAUUUGGUUGCUGAGAUCAUGCUUGACUCGAGUGCCCGGAUCAAUGAGGUGAUCAAGGUGAUGUAUUCGGAUAGCCAGUCGGCCCUAGCGGUGUGCCGAUGUGCGGCAGGCUCGUGGAGGACAAGGCACUUGAGGAUCCGUGGCAACAUGAUCAGAGAGCUGCUUGAGCUCCCCAACUGGUGCGCCUACCAUGUCGACGGCAAGGUGAUGUUGGCGGACCUGGGAACGAAGGCCUUGGCUGCGGAUCGCUUCAACAUGCUUGUUGAUAGGAUGAGGGUGGUGCGCACACGCUCCACCGCUUCUACCAAGAGUUUGACCGCUGGCCAGGCAAAGAAGUUGAUGAUGGUGCUAUGCUUGGCUGCUAUGGUGGAGCAUGGAGAGGCUGCCGAGAUCGACCCCCGGGAGCCUUUCGACUACCGGUUCGUUGGGUUGUGCAUGCUGGCCGUGAUUGCGAUUUGGGAGUGCGUGAAGGGCGCGUUCAGCACGAUGCUUGGCUACUACCGAGGCGGCAUACGACGCCUGAGAAGCGAGGUCGACCCGAGACUGGAUUACCGCCGGAGCGGCCUGCGGAGAACACAGGAAGAGACCUCGCUGAGUAGGUCCUCGGAUCCUGAUUCAGGCACCGAGGAUCGACAGGAGGUAACCUCACCGGUGAUUUCCCAGGCUGCUGCUUCUUCUACCUUGCGGAAUCGCAGUCGGGUCACUGGGGAACGUCGUCCACCAACGCCUCCGAUUCCUACGGUGACCAUGCAAGCUCCAGAGCCUCGCAUCGUGACUAGGCCAGCCGAGACAGCAUACAGCUUUCCGGACCCCUCCGGAAAGCGCGAUCGCUGGGAAUGGGACGAAGCGAAUGGCGUAGUGAUUCGCUGGCACGCCGCCGCUCGGAUGCAGCUUUUCGUGCCAGGCCAGACCGCUGGAGGCCCUAUCCAAUCACAACUUACAGGAGAGAGGCAGACCUUUGCGAAGUUUGCCAAUGGAGAGACGCGUGUCGUGGCAGACAACUACAAGGAGUUGCACAAGCCUGCGCAAACACUAGCGGAUCGUGAGUGGAGGGGGCGCACGGAGCUGCGCCUAGUCCCAGCACAAGGACGAAUGAAUGUCAAGCCUUGA